Messenger RNA from Rhinolophus ferrumequinum (greater horseshoe bat), 419 nucleotides. Its product is annotated as NADH dehydrogenase [ubiquinone] 1 beta subcomplex subunit 3-like. The record is from RefSeq and is a predicted model, not a curated record. Gene Ontology annotation, biological process: electron transport chain; mitochondrial respiratory chain complex I assembly. NCBI's taxonomy places the organism in Eukaryota, Metazoa, Chordata, Mammalia, Chiroptera, Rhinolophidae. The transcript has a single exon. Gene Ontology annotation, cellular component: mitochondrion. Bases 63 to 353 code for a protein of 96 amino acids.
AGUAUAAAGAAUCUUUAGGGAUUCAAUAUUGAAUGUCCUGAGAGGUCAGAUUGCUGUCAGACAUGGCCCAUGAACAUGGACAUGGUCACAGUAAAAUGGAACUUCCAGAUUAUAAACAAUGGAAGAUAGAAGGGACACCAUUAGAAAUUGUCCAAGAGAAGUUGGCUGCACGAGGGCGAAGGGAUCCAUGGGGCCGCAAUGAAGCUUGGAGAUACAUGGGUGGCUUUGCAAACAAUGUUUCCUUUGUUGGUGCAAUACUAAAAGGAUUCAAAUGGGGAUUUGCUGCAUUUGUGAUAGCUGUAGGGGCUGAAUAUUACCUGGAGUCCAAGAAUGAAGACAAGAAGCAUCACUGAAUAUAAUACCUGGAAGUAUCUUAGUGGCUUCUUCAUUCUCUUAUAAAGAUAAGAUUUCUUCACUGU